Molecule: messenger RNA, 817 nt
Organism: Musa acuminata AAA Group (dessert banana)
Lineage: Eukaryota; Viridiplantae; Streptophyta; Magnoliopsida; Zingiberales; Musaceae
Product: transcription factor MYB73-like
Exons: 1
Coding region: 8-817 (269 amino acids)
Biological process (GO): regulation of DNA-templated transcription
Cellular component (GO): nucleus
Molecular function (GO): DNA-binding transcription factor activity, RNA polymerase II-specific; RNA polymerase II cis-regulatory region sequence-specific DNA binding
Source: RefSeq, a predicted model, not a curated record
GAUAAAUAUGGUGAUAUAUGUAGUAGGAGAAGAAGAGAUGGCGGUGGUGAAGGGUGGCGAUGUCGGGGAGCAACCUGUCAAGGGUUCAUGGAACCCGGAGGAGGACGCGGUUCUUAUGCGGCUGGUGGAGCAGCACGGGCCGCGCAACUGGACAGUGAUCAGCGCGAGCAUCCCCGGGCGGUCGGGGAAGUCGUGCCGGCUGCGGUGGUGCAACCAGCUCAGCCCCACCGUACACCGCCGCCCCUUCACCCCCGCCGAGGACGAGGCCAUCGUCGCGGCCCAUGCUCUGUACGGAAACAAGUGGGCCACCAUCGCCCGCCUCCUCCCCGGCCGCACCGACAAUGCCGUCAAGAACCACUGGAACUCCACCCUCCGCCGCCGCCUCCAAGCCGCCGCUGACGCGGUCGACGCGUCCGCCUCCGAGCGACCCGUCCCGUCCUCCCCGAUGCAGCUCGACGCCGCGGCCACAGCGCCCGUUGCCGCCGACUCCGAGGAGCCGGGCGAGUCGGACUCGGGCUCGCUAUCUGGGAAGCGCCCGUGCUUGAGGGACGACGACGCGACUGACGGCAGCGCCGGGGGGUCCGGUCCGGUUACGUCUCUAACUCUUGGACGGCUAGGGGAGGGCGGCGGGACAGACGGCGGUGGAGGGCGGCUGUGGGAGGAGCCGACGGCGGGGAUGUGCUUGUUGGCUAUAAUAAGAGAGAUGAUAGUGGAGGAGGUGAGGAGUUACAUGAACCGACUUCCAUCGGGAGGAGGAAGCGGCGGUGGCAGCUCCAUCAUCAUCGGGACCGAUUCCGCAUCCAACGGCCAGGAUUGA